AUGACCAACAUUUCUCCUUUUUCUUGGUGCAUACAGGAAGAUUGGGUUUUAUGUCGAGUGUUCUAUAAAAAUACCAGAGAAGUUGUGGCCAAACCUAGCAUGGGAAGCUGCUAUGAUGACACAGGCUCUUCAUCUUUGCCAGCAUUAAUGGAUUCAUACAUCACUUUUCACCAAACUCAACCCAAUUUAGAUGAGCACGAGCAAGUGCCCUGCUUCUCCAUUUUCUCCCAAAACCAAGCCAACCAAAAUAUCCCGUACAUUACUCAAAUGGAAGUACCAAAUGUACCCACAAAGGGUACAAGUCCAUUUGGGCAAGUGCCUAUGAAUACUACCACUCCUUUAGACGCUUUUCCUUGUGACACAAAGGUUCUAAAAGCUGUUUUGAAUCACCUUACCAAGAUGGAAAGCAAUGCCAACAUUAAAGGGUCACCAAGCUUAGGAGAAGGUAGUUCAGAAAGCUACUUAUCUGAUGUGGGCAUGCCCAACUUAUGGAAUCCCUAUUGA
Molecule: messenger RNA, 504 nt
Organism: Dovyalis caffra
Lineage: Eukaryota; Viridiplantae; Streptophyta; Magnoliopsida; Malpighiales; Salicaceae
Source: the annotation of a GenBank genome assembly